Molecule: messenger RNA, 1425 nt
Organism: Diutina rugosa
Lineage: Eukaryota; Fungi; Ascomycota; Pichiomycetes; Serinales; Debaryomycetaceae
Gene: PHO4
Product: phosphate-sensing transcription factor
Exons: 1
Coding region: 1-1425 (474 amino acids)
Molecular function (GO): protein dimerization activity
Source: RefSeq, a predicted model, not a curated record
AUGGACACGGUGUGGACCAACCAGGAGUACCCGCCGCGGGGCUACGACUCGCCGAUGCCCGACCACCCCACCCCUCAGGCGCUGACACCGCAUCCGCCCUCCAGCGACCACCACGCGUCCCAUGGCGGCGAUAUUGAGGUUUCAGGGUAUUUGGUAUCCGACACCGAGUCCCAGUUCUUGCGCCAGCUCGAGCACAACUUCUACGACGACCAGCUCAACCACCACGCCCCCCAUGGCGCCCCGGCGACCCAGGAGGAGUUUUUGUUUAUUUCCGACGAGAUCAUGGGGCUGGCGUCCCGACAUCACCAUAAGCCGCAAACGGCGUACCCGCCACUGGACCUACCGCUGAAUACCCCCGCCUUGUUGGCUAAAAAAGGCCGGGGGAUCCCUCAGGCCAAUCUUGACGGCGACCAGUUCGCUCUGCCGGUUUUGCCCAGUCAAAACGACCGCAGCUACAACGAGGAACACUUGUACCACAAACAGAAGUACCAGCAGCAGCUGAAUGUCGCUGGGAUCAGACCCGAUGCCGUGUAUACUCCCCUAGUGCUGCCGGCAGUGACGCCGUUGGAUAAGUACCAGCAAAUGAACCAGGCCCAAGGAGGAGUGCCGACCAAUUUCGAGCCGUUGACGCUGCCGGCGUUAUCGGCGAUAAACAGCGAUAUCCUGGCGUCAGAACGCCGCCGGCUGCUGUCGCUGGCGUUUGGCAACCAGGCCAUGGACACCGACCCUCAGUACGCGCUGCAACUGAAACGGAGAACCCCUCAUCUGACUCCCAUCAUGGCACCGACAAAACUGCUGCCGAGCCUCAGAGGCAAGUCGGGGGAUAUCCCUUACCCUAAACACCCUCAACCGCCCUCAGGAGUCCACCACCAGCCGUCACCUUCGCACCAUCAACCCAGCCCCUCUAGCCACCAUCUGCCGGCUCUGCAACCUCAGCAGCCGCAGCCGCAACGAAGUAAUGGUGGUACUCCCCUCAUGGGUUUCACUAUGGGCAUUUUGGCCGAGCAGGAGCUGAUAAAGAACGAGCAUAAUAGUCCCCAGACGACGAUGAAACGACCGUUGAAACUGCGCACGCAGCUGGCACUGUCGCUCAACACUAACAAUAACGCCAACGGGUCGACGAAUCCGUCUCAGAAUAACCGAUCGUCGCUGGCACUGUCGCUGGAGACACUGCCGCAAAUGCUGGCCGCCCCUUCUAAACGAGGGGAGAAGCCGCCGACGAAAAAGGCGUCGCAUAAGCUUGCCGAACAAGGCCGGCGUAACCGGAUGAAUCAAGCGGUACACGACUUGGGUGAGCUAAUCCCCAAACUGUACCAUGAUCUGGUGACGAUCCCGUCCAAGGCGACGACGGUGGAGUUGGCGUCGACGUACAUUAAGGACUUGUUGGAACGGAUCGAGGAGCUCGAGGCCGUGAAACAAGAGUAA